AUGAUUUUCAUCGUGGAACAACUCAUGCUCUUCAUUUCUACUGCCCUCAGUUACCUUUCUACACUUUUCUCCCCUCAUCCUCGCCAAUGCCAUGACCUUACUCUCAUCAUCCACCAGACCAACGCCCCACCCAACCAGGUCUACGAAGCUGCCCAAAUCUACCUCCCCACCAUUGACUUGAUCAAUCCCUCCACCCGAACCAUCCAAGUCAGCAAAACGCCUCGCCAAGAAACAGUCAAGGUUGCCAUCAACAGCGGUGAGCAGAUCGCCGACACCUUUGAGGACAUUAACCUCAACUGGCUCUACGUGGUCCAAACAUUCCCGAGCGGCCAGGUAACACGUCGCUUCGAGCUAAACUUCCACAAGAAACACAAAGACAAAGUCCUGACCUCCUACUUGCGCCAUGUGGUUACUCGGGCUGAAGCCAUUAAAAAAGAGGAAAAGAUUCUCAAACUUCGCAGCGUUAACUCACCAUCACGAGUGGAUCUGGAGCACCCAGCCACGUUCGAGACGAUCGCCAUGGAGCCCGACCUGAAGACAAAGAUUGUCAAGGACUUGGACAGAUUUGUGAGGAGGAGGGAGUUUUAUAAGAAGGUGGGGAAGGCCUGGAAAAGAGGCUACUUGUUGUAUGGUCCUCCUGGCACUGGCAAGUCGAGCUUGAUUGCAGCCAUGGCUAAUCAUCUCAAGUUUGACGUGUAUGAAUUGGAGCUCGACGGUAUUUGCAGUGACUCUCAGUUGAAGAGAGUGUUGCUGUCCACUAAGAAUCGUUCUAUUUUGGUGAUUGAGGAUAUUGAUUGCACCGUCCGUGACAUGCAAAACCGGAAAUCGGAGCAGCCCACGUUCACACUGUCAGGCCUACUAAACUUCAUGGAUGGUUUGUGGUCAAGUUGCGGAGAUGAGAGAAUUAUUGUGUUCACAACAAACCACAAGGAUCGGCUUGACCCUGCAUUGUUGCGUCCUGGCAGAAUAGAUGUCCACAUUUACAUGGGUUAUUGCACCCCAAGUGGGUUUAAGGUUUUGGCCUCCAACUACCUUGGCAUUCCUGACUUGGACGGUCAUAGCCUUUACGGAGAAAUCGUAGGCUUGCUAGAGAGCACAAAGGUUACUCCUGCUGAGAUUUGUGAGGAACUACUGAAGACAAAUGAUGAGGAUGAUGAUGAAGAUGCUGAUGCUCUUCUCGAAAGACUUGUCGACUUUUUCAAACUUAAGAAGCUUGAAGGUGAUAAACCCGAAAUUGAAGAAGCAAAAAAGCAGAAAAUGGAUGUCGAUGUUAAUAAUAUUAAUAUUUUCAAGAGAGAAACUGAAGAAGAAAGAAGGCAGGAAAUAAAUGUCAAAGUGAAUGAUGACAUAGAAAAUAAACGAUGGUGA
Prunus armeniaca (apricot) is the source of this 1368-nucleotide messenger RNA. The record is from the annotation of a GenBank genome assembly. Lineage: Eukaryota; Viridiplantae; Streptophyta; Magnoliopsida; Rosales; Rosaceae.